Messenger RNA from Meriones unguiculatus (Mongolian gerbil), 2748 nucleotides. It is a transcript of the gene Slc25a10, whose product is annotated as solute carrier family 25 member 10. NCBI's taxonomy places the organism in Eukaryota, Metazoa, Chordata, Mammalia, Rodentia, Muridae. Gene Ontology annotation, molecular function: succinate transmembrane transporter activity; malate transmembrane transporter activity; thiosulfate transmembrane transporter activity. Gene Ontology annotation, cellular component: mitochondrial membrane. Gene Ontology annotation, biological process: malate transmembrane transport; thiosulfate transport; mitochondrial transport. The transcript has 11 exons. The record is from RefSeq and is a predicted model, not a curated record. The coding region runs from base 863 to 1723 and encodes 286 amino acids.
GCAUUCAAAGGGCUCUGUCCAAGAAGACUGGCCAACUCAGCGCAAGAAACAAACGAGACAUGCGGUUUUGUGGAGUUUGGGUCUGGGUUUGGAUUUCUUUGCCGGUUAGGAAGUGGAGAUGGGCUUCUCUGUGACCAUGCAGAUUGGAGCUGCCCCCUUGGAGCCCGGGCCAGUAAGCCAUGAAGGAUCCACAGCCCAGAACCUUCUCCAUGGUGGCUGCCCGGGACUGUCCACAGCAAGGCUCGAGCUGAGCUGCGCUUGGCAAGGCCUCAUUGGGUGUAGGCAUGGGGGAGGAGCACCUUUUACUAAGAGCCUUUUGUCCCUGGGUUCUAUUUAAUUUGCGAGCUGGCCCCAAGAAGGUUUCCAUCCCCCCUCUACAUCUGGGCGGGGGCUGGGCCCUCGAGGGGGAUGGGGGACAGAGGGCCAGUGCCGCAGCGCGUUCAUCGCCGGGGUAACAGGAACUCAGCACCAGGGCGCAAGUUCGGUCUCGCGUUAGAGGGUGCCGGCAGGAAACCAGGCUCGCGAUGAACGGACAAUGGCCGAGCAACUUCGGAUCUGCGACCCAAGCCGUAACCUGGGCAACAGAGGCGGCCACGGGCUAGCUCGAGGAGUUUCCGGGUCGUCUCUGGCCGGCCAAGGGCCUCGGCUCCCAGCCGCGACGGCUUUAAGAAGAGAGGCGGGGUCUCCCAAGGCCGGAGUCCCGCGGCGGGCGGAGUCCACCAGGCCCCGCCUCUGGGGCCGCGCGGGCGCAUUGGCUGCACGGGGCGCGGGCGCUCGGUGGCACUUUGAACCAGGCGUGAAGCGGCUGGGACCGGAGUUACGGUGCUGACCGGGGUCGGGCCAGGUCGCUGCUGCCCUGGCCAUGGCCGAGGCACGCGCGUCUCGCUGGUACUUUGGGGGGCUGGCUUCCUGCGGGGCCGCCUGCUGCACGCACCCGCUAGACCUGCUCAAGGUGCAUCUGCAGACCCAACAGGAGGUGAAGCUGCGCAUGACUGGAAUGGCCCUGCGGGUGGUGCAAACCGACGGUGUCCUGGCGCUCUACAAUGGCCUGAGCGCCUCGCUGUGCAGGCAGAUGACCUACUCCCUGACUCGGUUCGCCAUCUACGAGACCAUGCGGGACUACAUGACCAAGGACUGCCAGGGGCCUCUCCCCUUCCACCACAAGGUGUUGCUGGGCGGCAUCAGCGGUUUGACUGGAGGCUUCGUGGGGACCCCAGCAGAUUUGGUCAAUGUCAGGAUGCAGAAUGACAUGAAGCUGCCCUUGAACCAGCGACGAAACUACUCUCAUGCCCUGGAUGGUCUGUACCGUGUAGCCCGGGAAGAAGGCCUGAAGAAGCUCUUCUCUGGAGCAACCAUGGCGUCCAGCCGCGGGGCCCUCGUCACGGUGGGCCAGCUGUCCUGCUAUGACCAGGCCAAGCAGCUGGUUCUCAGCACUGGGUACCUGUCUGACAACAUUUUCACUCACUUUGUCUCCAGUUUCAUUGCGGGCGGGUGUGCUACAUUUCUGUGCCAGCCCCUGGACGUGCUGAAGACCCGCCUGAUGAACUCCAAGGGCGAGUAUCAGGGAGUUUUCCACUGUGCGAUGGAGACAGCAAAGCUUGGACCACUGGCCUUUUACAAGGGCCUUUUUCCCGCCGGCAUCCGUCUCAUCCCCCACACCGUGCUCACCUUCAUGUUUCUGGAGCAGCUCCGAAAGCACUUUGGCAUCAAAGUGCCAACCUGAUAUCGCCAGGGACAGCUGGGCCAUGCGUGGUCACUGUGCUGAGCUUCCUGGAAGAAUGAGAAGACACCCCUCCUUCUUGGCCUGGGCCCGUGCUGUGUCCCCCAGCAGGCUUCCCACCCUUGGGCUGCCUCGGCCAGGGCUUACUUCAGCAUCCUUGGUCCCUUCCUGGGCCCCCUGCUGUGGCACCUCUGCCCUACUUGCUCCCAGGCUCUCUGCGUUGGGUUGUCUUCCCGCCCCAUGAGUAACUCAGGAGACCGGGUCUGGCCCAGGCUGCCGUCACUAUCCCCACCUCCCUGGCUGCUGCCCUGCCCAGCAAGCAGGGAGAGGCUGAGCACACUCUCCGCUCCUGCUGGCCGCACGCUGAGCCGUUUCCAGCCAGAAUCCGAGUGGCGUGGCAGGGUACAGACCAUGGCGGCUUCUGCCACGCAGACAGCUCGAGCACCCAGGCACGCAUGCACUGCUGUUGUGAGAGGGACCACCAUGUAGUGCUCUAGAGAUAGUGCCUUCAGGAGAGGCGAAGCCCGCAGCACAGAUCACCAGCAAAUGCUGCGACAGUGGGGUCCAGAGCUGGUGCCUGGGGUUCCCACGCGUGCCUCCUGCUUGCAGGGUCGGCUGCUUUAGUCCUCAUUUUCGCUGACCCCUCCCGCGCAGCAGCCAAGGCCAUCACCAGGAACUGGCUGUGUCCCUCACACAUCUGUGUCCUCCCUCUCCCGGCUUCCCCAGGGGUAGAGCUGAGGCCAUGGAUUGUAUGUGCUUUCCCGGGACUUGCCUCCCUGUGUGGCCGUGGUCACCCUCAUUAUCCCUCAGGCUUCAAAGCAGCCUGCUUUCCCUCAAUUGAGGUUGGGUGGCUCUACCCGAGUUUGGGCCUUGUGCCUGUUUGCCCCUCACAGUUUCCUCAGCACGAGGCCCUCGCCCAGGAGGUGGCAGUGGGCCCAGAGGCGGUGCCUGCUCUGCUCUUCGGGGUCUAAUAAACUGCGAGGCCUGGGAGACCAUGUCUUCCCUGCACGCUCCUCACCAGCUCUGAA